Messenger RNA from Exophiala mesophila, 3463 nucleotides. Its product is annotated as nitrite reductase [NAD(P)H], large subunit. The record is from RefSeq and is a predicted model, not a curated record. Lineage: Eukaryota; Fungi; Ascomycota; Eurotiomycetes; Chaetothyriales; Herpotrichiellaceae. The transcript has 2 exons. Bases 1 to 3351 code for a protein of 1116 amino acids. Gene Ontology annotation, molecular function: 2 iron, 2 sulfur cluster binding; heme binding; nitrite reductase [NAD(P)H] activity.
AUGGCCAUCAGUGCCACACCAAAAGGUGCCGAGGCUGAAGGAGAUGUCCCUGCAACUCCCGCCCAGCGCAAGAAGAUCGUCGUUGUGGGCUUGGGGAUGGUGGGCAUAGCAUUCGUUGAGAAGCUACUCAAACUCGAUGCGAAGCGGAGAGAAUACGAGAUUGUGGUGAUUGGAGAGGAGGAACACCUUGCAUAUAAUCGAGUUGGUUUGACUAGUUUCUUCCAACAUCGACAGGUCGAGUCACUUUACCUCAACCCCGAAACUUGGUACCAUGGACAUCCAGAGGGAUCUCUCAACUACCACCUCAACACACUCGUGACUGAAAUCAAGCCAACGGAAAAAGUAGUGGUUACUUCCAGCGGCGAGACGGUCUCGUACGAUAUUCUGGUCCUCGCGACUGGAUCAGACGCCUUACUUCCAAGGCACACACCAGGCCACGAUGCUAAAGGAGUGUUUGUGUACCGAACGAUUGAAGAUCUCCAGAAACUCAUCCAGUUCUCGGCAACUGUCAAAGGGACAACUGGGUGUGUGGUCGGUGGAGGUCUACUGGGUCUUGAAGCCGCAAAGGCCAUGAUGGACCUUGAGGAAUUCGAAAAAGUCAAGCUGAUUGAGAGAAAUCGAUGGGUUCUCUCCCGGCAACUCGACGGCGAUGCCGGCGGUAUGGUGGUAGAACUGGUACGAAACCUGGGCCUAGACGUGAUGCUGAGCAAGCGAGUGGGCAAGAUCCUCACAGACGAUAACAAUGCCGUCAGUGGCGUGGUAUUUGAGGAUGGUGAGCAGAUGGACUGCACUUGCAUCAUGUUUGCCAUUGGUAUCAAAGCCAGAGAUGAGCUUGCUCGCAAGGCAGGGCUCAAAUGUGCCGAUAGAGGUGGCGGCAUCACCGUCGACGACGAUCUCCGGACCAGCGACCCCAACAUUUAUGCCAUUGGCGAAUGUGCGAGCUGGCAGGCCCAGACAUUUGGUCUUAUCGCGCCUGGUGUUGAGCAAGCGGACGUUCUUUCUUUCAAUCUCACGCAGGCCAAGGCACACAGUCCUCGCAAGUUCAAGACGCCUGACCUCAGUACAAAGCUGAAGUUGCUCGGCGUCGAGGUGGCCAGCUUUGGGGAUUUCUUUGCUGACAGAGACGGGCCCAAGGACCUCCCUGUCAGACACGUCAAGCGAGGGGAGAAGAAGGCUGCCACGGCGGGACAAGAUCAAGUCAAAUCCCUGACUAAUGGACCACCCCCUCCAGCAGUCAAGGCUCUGACCUACAAAGAUCCGUUCCAAGCAGUUUACAAGAAGUAUCUCUUCACGCUGGACGGUAAAUAUCUGCUUGGAGGCAUGAUGAUUGGCGACACCAAAGACUACGUCAAAUUGGUACCUAUGGUCAAGAACAAGAAAGCACUGGACGUGCCACCUUCUCAAUUCAUCAUCGGCGCAUCCAAAGAAGGCGAGGACGACGGAAACGAUCUUUCCGACGACACGCAGAUCUGCUCGUGUCAUAACGUCACCAAGGGAGAUGUUGCCAACGCCGUCAAGGAUGGAUCGUGUAAAACCAUUGGUGAGAUCAAAUCUUGCACCAAGGCCGGAACCGGUUGUGGUGGCUGCAUGCCUCUAGUCCAGUCCAUCUUCAACAAGUCGAUGAAGGACAUGGGCAAUGAGGUGACGAAUCAUCUGUGUUCGCACAUUCCAUUCUCCCGAGCUGAUCUCUUCAACAUCAUCUACGUCAAAAAGCUGCAGAGCUUUGGAGAGGUCAUGGCCAAUGUUGGUAACACACCAGACAGUCUCGGCUGUGAGCUUUGCAAGCCGGCAAUUGGAUCUAUCUUGGCUAGCAUGUUCAACAAGCAUAUCAUUGAUAAGCCUCAUCGUGGGUUACAAGACACCAAUGAUCGGUAUCUUGCCAACAUUCAGCGCAACGGGACAUUUUCGGUGGUGCCUCGUAUUGCUGGGGGUGAAAUCAGCGCCGAUAAGUUGAUCAUCAUUGGUCAAGUGGCCAAAAAGUAUGGCUUAUACACCAAGAUUACUGGUGGGCAACGUAUCGACCUGUUUGGAGCUAAGAAGCAAGAUUUACUCAACAUCUGGAGUGAGCUCGUGGCUGGUGGUAUGGAGUCAGGGCACGCCUACGCCAAAUCUCUUCGGACCGUCAAGUCUUGUGUGGGAACGACAUGGUGUCGAUUCGGAAUUGGAGACUCGGUGGGGCUGGCGAUUCGUCUCGAGGAGAGAUACAAGUCCAUCAGAGGACCGCACAAGAUCAAGGGCGGUGUCUCUGGAUGUGUGCGAGAAUGUGCGGAAGCUCAGAACAAGGACUUUGGGUUGAUCGCAACUGAAAAGGGGUUCAACCUGUUUGUUGGCGGCAACGGUGGAGCAACACCUCGUCAUUCUGAGCUCCUUGCCAAAGAUGUGCCUCCAGAUGAUGUCGUUCCUAUCUUGGAUCGAUACCUCAUGUUCUAUAUUCGAACGGCGGACAAGCUACAGAGAACAGCGCGGUGGGUUGAGAACCUUCCUGGAGGAAUUCAAUACCUUCGCGAAGUGAUCCUGGAAGACAAGCUGGGCAUUUGCGCAGAACUCGAAAAGCAGAUGCAAGAGCUUGUAGGAACAUUCUUUUGCGAAUGGACCGAGACAUUGAACGACCCGGAAAAACGCAAGGCAUUUGAACAAUUUGCUAACUCGACUGAAAACCAAGAGCCUGCAGUGGAGAAGGUGGAGGAACGAGGUCAACACAGACCUGCGUACUGGCCUUCGACCACGGUGAAUGAUGAUUUCAAGGGCACGAGAUGGACCAGCCUGACAUGGCAACCCAUCGUAGAGGCCAAGAAAUUCAGCGACGUGGAGACAGGAUCGUCUCAAAGCGUGAUUCGAGGCGACACACAACUGGCAGUGUUCAAACUUAAGGGCAAAUACUAUGCGAGUCAACAGAUGUGUCCCCAUAAACGAACCUUUGGCCUGUCAGACGGAUUGGUCGGAGAAACCAAGUCGGCAGACUGCAAGGACAGCAAACUAUACGUCAGCUGUCCCUAUCACAAGAGAAACUUCCAACUCAAUGGAGAGGUGGACUUUGAGAAGAAAGAUGCCGGUGCUGGAUCAUGUUCGGAUACAAGCAUGUCGAUCGCAACCUUUGAAGCUGAGGAGCGAGAAGACGGAUGGGUAUAUCUCAAGCUUCCACCGGUGAUGGAAAUGGACAAUGUGCUUGGAACUAGCAAGUGGGUGGUCAAGAAGGAAGAGGGACCCAAGCCUUUUGAAAGCCUGGACAAGAAACUCGGGUUUAACAAAGGAUUGAGGAUGUCGAGCAAAAUGGCGCCAAUGCCAGGGACAGGCAAUGUUAAUGCGGCCAGACACGUGGGUGUAGCAGCACAGCGAAGGAUUGACUGGUGAUUGGAGACGGUGAGGUGAAAAUGGGUGGCGUGAGGAGUUGGAUUUAGCUAUUAGCGAUCUAUAUUUAUAUAACUCGAUACGGGAUGGUGUGAUACAUGGCAUGUCUUUUGAU